Molecule: messenger RNA, 1044 nt
Organism: Acanthosepion pharaonis
Lineage: Eukaryota; Metazoa; Mollusca; Cephalopoda; Sepiida; Sepiidae
Source: the annotation of a GenBank genome assembly
AUGUCUGUGGAACUGGUAAAGAAUCGGCUUCGUACGCUGUCGGAACAGGUAGCUAAAGUGACGGACGAGAAGGAAGUUUUAAAAGCAGAAUUAGAAGAGGAAAAACGGAAAAGAGAAGUAUGCGAAUCUGAGAUCCAGGGCUUGAACCGACGAAUUCAACUUCUGGAGGAGGAUCUGGAGCGAUCAGAGGAGAGAUUGACCAGUGCUCAGUCCAAACUUGAAGAUGCCUCCAAGGCUGCAGAUGAGAGCGAGAGAGCCAAGAAAGCACUAGAAAACAGAUCCCUGAGUGAUGACGAAAGAAUAUGCUAUCUUGAAGAUUUGAUGAGACAAUACAAUCAGACGGCAAAUGAGGCUGAAAGGAAAUAUGAAGAGGUAUGUCCCUUUUCCUUUUCUUCCUUCUUUCUUUCUCUCUCUAUCUCUUGUUAUACCCUUAUCUUUGUCCAUACCUCCACUUCUUGCAUCCGGGUAAUACCGCUCUCCAUUGCGACCUCCCCAAGCCCGCGAACCGCUUUAAGAUUUAACUCUCUCUCUCUCUUCCCUCAAUAUCUGUUCUGCACCACUAGAGGGCGCAAAGUAUUGGAAAACAGAAGCCAGGGAGAUGAAGAACGUAUCGACUUGCUGGAGAAACAAUUAGAGGAGGCCAAGUGGAUUGCUGAAGAUGCAGAUCGGAAAUUUGAUGAGGCUGCCCGUAAACUGGCCAUAACAGAGGUAGAUCUUGAACGCGCAGAAGCCCGUUUAGAGGCUGCUGAGGCGAAGAUCGUAGAGUUGGAGGAAGAGUUGAAAGUUGUGGGCAACAAUAUGAAAUCACUGGAGAUCAGUGAGCAAGAGGCCUCCCAGAGAGAGGACAGCUAUGAAGAGACUAUUCGGGAUCUGACACAUAGGCUAAAGGAGGCUGAGAACCGUGCCGCUGAGGCCGAGAGAACUGUAUCGAAGUUGCAGAAAGAGGUUGACAGAUUGGAAGAUGAACUGCUUGCUGAGAAGGAGAGAUACAAAUCUAUCAGUGAUGAGUUGGACCAGACAUUUGCUGAACUGGCUGGGUAUUAA